This is a messenger RNA of Colletotrichum karsti, 1614 nucleotides long. RefSeq lists its product as uncharacterized. Bases 1 to 1614 code for a protein of 537 amino acids. Gene Ontology annotation, cellular component: plasma membrane; cellular bud neck. NCBI's taxonomy places the organism in Eukaryota, Fungi, Ascomycota, Sordariomycetes, Glomerellales, Glomerellaceae. The record is from RefSeq and is a predicted model, not a curated record. The transcript has 2 exons.
AUGCCUUCGAUCGAUGUUGCUAUGGCCCGGAGCCUCCGGGGAGGAGCGUGGGGAUCAGUAAUGUCUAGCGUGGCGGCGACCAUCGAAAGGCGCCAGAUCAUGUCAACGGUCGAGAGCGCUGGGAACCAGAUCAAAGAUGUGAAGACGGCAUUUUCAAGUUGGGAUAACUGCAUGGCAGCCAGCUUUUGCAAGUGGCCAGUAAUCGGAGUCAUGAUUGUCGGCGGCCUGAUCAUCUUUUCGAUCGUAUGGUGUAUCAUUCGUUGCGCCUGCUGCGGUCUGUCGUGCUGUUGCCAGUGCUGCUACUGCUUGAAGUGUUGCGGCAACUGCUGCGGCUGCUGCGAUACUCCGAAAGGAACCCCUCACAAAUACCUCGACGAAUCGUACGGACCACCGAACCAAGGAUACAAAUCGCAAGCACCCAUGAACGCACCUGUCGCGCCGUUCUACAACAACCAGCCUACUCACACCGCACACUCGACUGCGCCGGUGGCCACCGGAGCUGCCCCCGCACCGCCCCAGUAUGCCGAAUUCGAAGUCAGCAAGUCCGGUAACGCGGGAGACGGCGAUGCUCUCCCUGCCAUGCCCAGCUGGGAAGGAGCAGGAUCCAAGAAGGUUGCAGUUGAGGAAGAGGUGGAACUCGAGCAGAUGAAGAAGCCAGCGGCAUCGCCCAACCCGCAAAUGCCUCUUAUGGCACCCAAUGCCAUGUCCCACCCGAACAGUCCAAUGCCUGGCGACAGGAGCCCCUACGGACAAAACGGACAAGCCGGAGCCAGCGGCUACUUCGCCAACGGAAACCAGCCCGCCGAUCCCUAUGCGAUGAACAACAGGGGAUUCAACAACUACGAUAAUGCGUACGGACAGUCGAACUCGUCUUUCGGAGUUGACCAGUACGGAGCCGCAGCCGCAGCAGGUGCGGCUGGAGGUAUGGCCAUGGGCCAGGGAAGACGGACUCCCGCCAAUGACUUCAACAACAACGGCUACGGGCCGCAAAGAGGUCAGACGUACCCCCCGCCUCAGCAAGAAUUCGACCAAGGCUUCGGUGGUUAUGAACAAGGCGGCUACGGACUUGGCCGCCCUCCACGCAACGGUCCCAGUCCUGCCCCGAACAGGAGCUUCACAGCCCCCCCUCGCGGUGGACCUAGUCCCGCACCAGCUGGUUACCGCCGUUCCCCGGGUCCUGAGUACCGCGGCUCUCCCGCCCCUCCUGCCGCCGAAUACCGCAGAUCCCCGGCUCCCCAAAAUGAUUACCGCCGGUCCCCCGCGCCUCAAGAUGACUACGACCAGUACGGCAACGACAACUAUGGCCGCCAACAAUACGGCGCCGGCGCUCGUCAGUACUCUUCGGAGUCCACCCGCCCCCUCGCAGCGCCCCAGCGCAGCUACACCGGAGACAUUCAACCCCCUUCCUCCCCCGGCCCCCAAAACUCGGGCGGCUUUGACUUCCAAUCCGGAUUCAGCCGUCCUCAGCAGUACAACUAUAACCGCGGCCCAGCCGGCAGCCAACAGCUGCACGAAGAGCCCGAAGAAGAACAGCGGCCCCCUCAGAGCAGCGGCGGCACGUACCCAGGAUACAAGGCCUACCAGCCCACCAAGGAAGGCUGGAGCGGCGUUUGA